AGGAAGGAGACAGCGGCGAGGAGGAGGAAGCUCAUCACACAGAGCGCCGUUCUGCAUCCAAAAAUCUUGACGCGGGGUCGAUGUGCUGUGACCGCCGAAUCUGUUCCGGUCACAGCUCUCCUCGGAGACCACAGGGAAGGCAGGAGAGAGCAGGGACACAUCCCUGACGGACAAAAAGAGACAGGAAAAGAAGAAAAAAAAAAAAAGCCCUCAAACAUCAACAUACUGCCAGAGGUAACGACCGGAGCGUUGUGUUGAGGAGCGACAUCUUCUCCCAUGUUGGCAUCUGGAUCAGCGGAUGCAGACAUUGAAGGCUCAGCAGAUUCAGAGAGGACCUCCACCCGCAAAGGGACAAGUUCUCACACCAAGUAGAGAGCUGCAGGCAGUGAGGAAGAGUGAGAAGCAGUGCCUGUCAAUUCAGAGAUGCGGAUGGCCACGGAAGACAUGAACAGCAGCCAACCUGGCACCAGGACAACUUCCACUUGCCAAUUUAUACUUAAAAAAUUAAAUGUAGCCCCUUAAUUAAAUGAUUGAUACAGUUUUCCUACACACAUACUGCCAACAAAGUGAUGUGCUCCAUUCCUGCAUUUGAUUCUACUUUGAUAUGUUUGUAAUUUCGUUUUAUAGUAUGAAAAGCUAAAGGGAAACUGUGACUAAACCCAAACAGCAACUGAAAUAUAUAUAAAAAAAGGACAAGUAACUCUACCCAAAAGUAUAAAACAGUCCCUCACACAAUUUUUAAUUGCUCUAGCCAACAUGAAUAAAUGUUAGAUGGCAAGCCUCUCUGGUCCGCUGUCUCUAAUGGAUAUUGCAGUGACAUCUGAAAUGGCCCAGAGUACAGGGAAGCUGCGACACAACACGGCUGGAGGUUCUUCAUCAGGGAUCUUAUCCACAGUCAACUCCUGCCUCUGUUGGCUUGUGCUGCUGUCACUAUUUCGGUUGCCAGUGGUAACAGCUGACUGCUGGCUUAUCGAAGGGGAGAAGGGCUUUGUGUGGCUGGCUAUUUGCAGUAUGAACCAACCUCCCUAUGAGGCCAUCCCCUCCCACAUUAACAGCACGAUUGUGGAUCUGAGGCUAAACGAGAACAAGAUUCGGUCAAUCCAUUAUUCUUCACUCAGUCGCUUCGGCAACCUCACCUAUCUGAACCUCACCAAAAAUGAUAUCAGCUAUGUGGAAGACGGAGCAUUCUCAGCACAGUUCAACCUACAGGUUCUCCAGAUGGGAUUUAACAAGUUGAGGAACCUGACAGAGGGGAUGCUGCGAGGCCUGGGCAAACUGCAGUAUCUCUACCUGCAAGCCAAUCUCAUUGAGACUGUCACACCCAACACCUUCUGGGAAUGUCCGAACAUAGAGAACAUAGACCUCUCCAUGAACAGGAUCCAGGUGUUGGAUGGCAGUUUGUUCUCUGGACUCUCCAAGCUGACCACCUGUGAACUUUACACAAACCCCUUCAACUGCUCCUGUGAGCUGCUGGGUUUCCUGCGCUGGCUCUCCGCCUUCCCAAACCGGACCACUGAGAGGAUGGUGUGCGACUCCCCUCAAGGAUUCUCCGGCUACAAUCUGCUGAGUCAGAAUCCCCGCAUGCCCAUGCAGCGCAAUGCACUGCACGUGCUCAGUCUUGUAUGCAUGUAUGACGAUGGCAGCAGCGUGACACCAUUCUACAUCAUUGACUCUACUACCCAGUCUCCAGAUUUCGCCUCUCCCUGCGGGCUGGAUGAUUGUGCCUCUGGGACCCCUCCUGAUGAUGUAAUAAGUCUGAGCCCCAUUUUCUCUGAUGCCAAGCCAGUCAUGACAAUAAAACAAGUGCAGCAUUCGAGUGCUGUGAUAACGGUUCAAAUUCCUCAUCCAUACAGGAAAAUGUACAUCCUAAUGCUCUACAACAACAGCUUCUUCAUAGACAUCCAGAAUCUGAAAAAUCAAAGAGAAGACAUUGAACUUAAGAACUUAAAACCCAACACUGACUAUACCUACUGUGUGGCUUCUAUACGAAACUCUCUGAGGUUCAAUCACACCUGUCUGACCAUCUCCACUGGCCGCAGAACUGGAGUGGAAAGGAUACCUAACCAGAUGUCAGCCACCCACUAUAUUAUGACUAUUCUGGGCUGUCUGUUUGGCAUGUUGCUCUUCCUUGGCCUUGUUGUCCACUGUCUGAGGAAGAAGAGGAUCAUGGAGGAGAAAGAGAGAAAGAUGAGCAGGAUCCAAAGGACUCUGAUAGAGCUCAAAUAUGGUGGAGAAGGGGAUAUAGAAGGCGGGAGUGGAGAAUCUGCUUCCCAGAAUCUUCCUGCUGGGGACAGCUUGUCAAGAAUGCCUUACAUGCCCCAAGGUGGAGAGAUAGAUCCAUACAAGAUCCAGGAUGUGAUAGAAACACCAGGUCAUAAGCCUGCUAAACUGAACUACAUGGAUGUCAGAGGCUCGGCCAUAGAGAGAGAGAUGUCCCCGCAAGAAAAUCCCCAGGGCUCAGUAGCAGAGAUUUCUACCAUCGCUAAAGAAGUUGAUAAAGUCAACCAGAUCAUCAACAACUGUAUAGAUGCUCUCAAAUCUGAGUCGACCUCCUUUCAGCAAGGAAUUAAAUCACCCUCUUCUGCAGGUGGAGGAGCCGUUUCGACUGCAGAGCCACAGCUGGUGCUUCUGUCUGAGCAAGGAGAAAGAGGAGAAAGAGGAAAUGAGUUCCUUUCCCCGGCAUAUAAAGGAGGGAGAGGAGGAAGAGAAGAAAGAGGACGGGCUUACCACCACUCACUGCAGCGACACCAUAGCAUGGAAGCUCCUGCAACCUCUAAAAGACCAAGUACCUCCUCUUCUCCCGGCUCUGCCAGGAGCCCUCGCUCCUUCCGUUCAGAAGGAGGGUACCACUCAUCAGAGUCUCGCUACAUUGAGAGAGCCUCACCUGGAGAAAGAAAAGAUAGGGGAGGUGGCGGAGGAGAUGCCAUCCGCACCAUCACUCCGGCAGCAGCUAUCCUGCGAGCUGAAGCCCAGAGAAUCCGCCAGUACAAUGAACAUCGCCACUCCUACCCCGGCUCCCAGCAGCAUCUCCAGGAGCUACAGCACAACCCCCAGAUCAUGCAGGAGCUCCACCACCACCCAGGGGGCCGCAAGCCCUCCGUUUUAGACCCCAUCACUCUCAACAGGCAAGCUAAACAGCGCGAGUUAACCUACUCCCAGCUUUCAUCACAUUACCCACUCUCGCCCCAGUACCACAACCUCAGCUACUGCUCCAGUCCUGAGGAAGACGAGGAGGAGGAAGGUCUCCUAUGCACCCCAACCCUGGGGCUUUGGGAGAGGUUCAAACUGCACCGCAAGAGGCACCGGCAGGCCUCCAUGGAGGACGAAGGAUAUGUGGCAGCUGGACACGCACUGAGGCAAAAGGUUCAGUUUGCAAAGGAUGAAGAUCUUCAUGACAUACUGGACUACUGGAAGGGUGUAUCUGCCCAGCAGAAGGCUUAAACCCAUAUGCGGGGAACCGUAAAACCUGGUUUUAAGGAAAGAAGGACACUCCAUUCAUAAAAUAUUGUUAAACACACAAGACCUGUAAAUACAAACAAACAUACAUAUACAUAAUCAGAUUACACACACAGUUACCCACAUGCAGACGCAAAAACAAACUUCACUCAAACUAAGCCUUUUCCUCCCAGAACAUGGAUGAGGACCAAACUCAUAUAUUAUCUAGAAAAACAUUCAUAAUGUAAUAGAGACUGAGUUAAUUUUUGUAAAGUACUGGAAAUUAUAGCUCAGACUUACUUAUGUAGCUCUUUGUACUACGUUUUGAAUUGAGGGGCAAAAUAGAAUUAACAUUGCAAAUAGAAACCUUAAUUGUUGUUGGGGAACCCAUCCUGAAAAGCUUUUGAUCUUACCCGACAUGGCCAUGCGUCAAACAGCAGAAUGACCUCACCAAACGCAGCGAUCAUAAUACUGAUGAUUUGAUAAAGAACCGCUUUGCUGGGCAAGUUGUUGAUGUGCACUGGGCUACAGCAACAACAGCAGAAAUAUUUUGACAAAUUUGUUGUGAUUUAGGUGAUUGAAAAGAUCAAUAUGACAAUUUCUGGAUGGGUCACCAACCAACAGUAAUAUUUAACUGUGCUGAGAAUUAGUAGGUAGUUCUCACCAGAGAGUGAGUUUAAUGUGCCAAAUCAACCAAGGGGAUAGAGGAGCCCUACUGUGUACCAACAUCUCCUCAACAGUUUUUAUAUUCAGAAUUUAAAAGAAAAGAAAAAAGGAUGAUACGUUGUUGUUAUUAUUCAUUAUUCUUAUUCUCAUAACUGGUCUUCUUCUUAUUCCUAUGAUCCUCUUCAUUAAUAUUCUAUUAUUUGAAUAUGGCAUGGCUAUAUCGCGUGACUGUGUUUUUUUGGACUGUUUUGAACUUCUCAGCUGAGACGUGCACAACAACAGAGACAAACAGUACAAUGGAAGAGACAUUUGAGUCCUCCUUUUCUAUACCAAGAGGAAUGUGUUCCUUCUGCUGAGCCAAAAACGAGCUGGCCUUUUCUCUUGGUGAAAUCCUGAUACACCUGCUCCUCAUCCUACUAAAGAACGCUGUACAGAUGAGAGAAGAGUUCUAUAUUUGCAACAGAAGAGACUGUUUUCUUUGUACAACAUGGUUUUGAAAUCUUUCUGACUUUUCAGAAAUAUCAGAGUCCCAAGCUAGUUACCUACCUUCUCACUUAACACUGGUACGUUUUUGAUUUUGAAAUCGAACUAAAAAUUUCAAAUCUUCAAAUGAAUGUCAAUUCCCACAAGGGGGGAAAAACGUAUCUGCACUGUUCAAAAUCAAAAAACGACUCUUAGGAAAAGACCUGAAACUCCCAGCUUCCCUCCCGACACGCCGUAGCUUUACUGUGUUUUAUCGACAUUUCAUAUCUUCGCAGAUUUUUAUCUUGUUUUGGAUACUUCUGGUUCCACUGUGGUUCCAUUGUGCCAACUUAAUAAUUCAUAAGUAUUUGAAAUACUACUAUUUACAGAUCUUGUCUCAUUAAUAUAAUGAUACACAUCACUUUGCCAAACCGAACAACAAUUUGCACAAGACGAUCCACUAUCAUUGGCUCACUGUUCCCUUUUUACCCUCCAAUCAUUUCUAAGACCAAAGUACUGUGGUAGUAAAUUGAUCCUUACAGCCUCUAAACAGAAGUAUAGACCCACCGUCUCCCUUACAGUUACAACGUUGCAUACACACACACAUACACACACAUAUACAGACAAGGUUACUUGUGCUCAUGGAGCCACAAAGAGAUGAAUGUAUUCUUUUAGAAGUUAAUUCUGUUUCACAGCUGGAUUCUGAUGCUCAAGCUGAAUUUUCUGUCUUUUGGCAGAAAACGUCCUUCAUGUCGCCAUCUGUAUUUCAAAACUGGAUAUAAAUAAGGAAUUAUUGGCUCUCUACAAAAUGAAUUAUUACCAAAUUGAUGCUCAUGAAAGUCCAUUUUGUUACGAAAGACCAAACUAUCCCUGCAACCAUCUGUUGGAGUUAAUAGCAGUGGGAUUUUAUACGAGAAGUGUUAUGGUAAAAUGUGAUUAGUAUCACUUGUGUGGUGAGAAGAUACUAUGUGUACUAUAUCUUAAAUAUAUGUAGGAUUUAAAUACUGGUGCCAAACUAGACACAAUCAUGUUCUUAUAUUCUGUAGAAUAUUCUACACAGAACUGUGUUAUGACUUUAUAAGAAAGAAAACCAGGGAUGGAGUCAAACGAGUUUCCAUUCAGCAGAUUUUGUAUUUAACAGCCUGUAGUGUCCACAUUAUUGACUAUAACUUGUGAUUGCAAAUAAGAAGUAGAUUUCACCCCUUUUGCUUUGUAAUUUCAAAACAAAAUUGACUCCAACCUUGGACAAGACUGAGAGCAACACAAACAAUGAAGUGUUGUAUUUGGUAAAUGAAAAAACGUGAAAAUGAAAUAUUUUUCUCUGCUGUAAUGAGUUCAGAAUGCUCAACUCAUAAAUGCUGGUUAAAGCCAUGAUCAUGGGUUUGUAAAAUCCCCACAACUGUUUGUAGCACUGCAAAAGCACAUUAAAUUGUGUAGUUCCUGAUACUGCAGCGGCUUUGACACGGUUCAUCUGCUUCUGCAGCAAACAAUCCAACUCUGAUCCAAGAGGAAACUGUUGAGCUGUGGUUGGUUUUGCUUUAUAAGCCCCAGAUUGUGGUUUUAACUAAACAACAGCCUUAAAACAUAUGAUUUUCUUUAAUGUUUUUAACAGCAGUUAGCAUUGCUUUGAAAAUAUGAAAAGGUACAAAAAAAUAUUUCUUAACUCAUACUUUCCUGAUUGCAGUUUUAUAAUUGCUUGAUUCUUAAGCCUCACUUGAGCAUUCUUUAAGUAACAGUAAUAUAUAUGUAGCGAUGUAUUCAAUUACUGUUUUGUUUUUGUUUUUGUUUUCUUCUUUGUUUCAGUUCUGUUAUGAACAGUAAUAGUCUGACUUUUGUCUUGUGCUGAAGAGUAGCAGUGAUCAUCUACAACGAGAUGCCAACAAGGAGGCGGUCCAUACGACCGCUCAAAGGUGAUCGCAAUCAGCGUGGCUGUUCUUUGAAUUGCAGUUAAGAUAAACUGUGUUUUUGAAACCACAAUGCCUAGAAAGUGGAAAUAAAAUGAGGUCCUGUUGACAACAGACAGACAUGACAACGGAGCAUGCUGCGAGGAAACACUCAGUGGAAGCUUGUGUUAUAUUCGUCGAGUGAAUGACUCAGGAGUGAGAUGCCGAGAGAGCUUGAGUGUAAGAGGAACGCUCUCCCACAGGAUCUCACAGAGGCUUUCUUUAUUUUCUUGUCAAAUAAUUAAAAUGAGCACAAUAAAACAGCUUUCCUUAUGCUGUCUCCUUUUUUGGAGAAAUCAUGUGUCUGCUUCAACAAACCUAGAACUUUAAUUUCACUCUUCAGAUACAUUUGAUGGAUAACUCUUGACUACAUGUUUACAGGGUCAAUUUUAUUGAUUACAAAAAAGAAAAAACUGCUUAUAGCCACAUAUUU
Molecule: messenger RNA, 6939 nt
Organism: Cololabis saira (Pacific saury)
Lineage: Eukaryota; Metazoa; Chordata; Actinopteri; Beloniformes; Belonidae
Gene: elfn1b
Product: extracellular leucine-rich repeat and fibronectin type III domain containing 1b
Exons: 6
Coding region: 772-3441 (889 amino acids)
Cellular component (GO): plasma membrane
Molecular function (GO): protein binding
Source: RefSeq, a predicted model, not a curated record